UACACACUUCGGAGUGAGAGAAAAGCUCUUCCCGAGUCCUGUCACUGGACAGACAUGUACCCAGCGCAAGAAGCAAUAAUUAAAUCAAUGAUUUUUCUCUUCAGCGACUAGCACUUGUUUUUCAAGCCCGUUUAGAGGUGCUACGUUUUUUCGCCCGCAGCCGUUUUUUAUCCGCGUUUAGAAAUCGUUCAAACGUUUGCGCUGGAUCUGUCGUGCCAGAAGAUGUGCGUGGAGAGCGAUGGAUGUGAGAUCGAGGGGUGCAGCAGUUCGGAUGAGGUGCACACGCUGUCUGGAAGCAUGAGCCCGACCCUUAAAUCCAGCCCGGACCUGCAUCCUUGCAGACCCGGACAGAAAUUUCGUGCCGCAUUACUUCGAUGCCGGUCUCCGUUCGUUGCCGCCGGUAUUCUGAGUUUUGGGAAUGUGCUCAAUUACAUGGAUAGAUACACCGUAGCAGGUGUACUGCUUGACAUACAGAAACACUUCGAAGUUAAUGACAGCGGAGCUGGCCUGUUGCAAACAGUCUUCAUCUGCAGUUUCAUGGUGGCCGCACCCAUUUUCGGUUACCUGGGGGACCGUUUUAACAGAAAGGUCAUUCUGAGCUGUGGCAUCUUCUUCUGGUCUUUUGUGACGCUGCUCAGCUCAUUCAUCACCAAAGAUUAUUAUUGGCUGCUGGUGCUGUCCAGAUGUCUGGUGGGUAUCGGAGAAUCAAGCUACUCCUCUAUCUCUCCAACCAUCAUUGGAGACCUGUUCACCAACAACAAAAGGACCGUGAUGCUCUCUCUCUUCUAUCUGGCCAUACCACUAGGAAGUGGUCUGGGAUACAUCUUGGGAUCCAUUGCCAAAGAUGCUGGAGGACACUGGUACUGGGCACUGAGGGUAAGAAAAAUGUGCAAAUCUCUCUCUCUCUGUAACAAUAUUUUAGAAGCAUGCGUAGCUUGCACAAACCCACAUCAUUUCCUUUUCGCCAGUUCAAAAAUAUCCCUAAAACCCAUGGCAGACAGGUGAAUCCCAAACUACUUUCUCU
Triplophysa rosa is the source of this 1024-nucleotide messenger RNA. RefSeq names its product sphingosine-1-phosphate transporter SPNS2-like. The transcript has 5 exons. Gene Ontology annotation, biological process: transmembrane transport; lipid transport; sphingosine-1-phosphate receptor signaling pathway. Gene Ontology annotation, molecular function: transmembrane transporter activity; sphingolipid intramembrane carrier activity. NCBI's taxonomy places the organism in Eukaryota, Metazoa, Chordata, Actinopteri, Cypriniformes, Nemacheilidae. Gene Ontology annotation, cellular component: membrane. The record is from RefSeq and is a predicted model, not a curated record. The coding region runs from base 223 to 1005 and encodes 260 amino acids.